GUUAAAUAUUUAAAAAGGAUAUCCUACUUGUUUAUUGGACUCAUUAUUGUACACUGAAACUGUAGGCCUAUCUAAUUAUGAUUUGCAAGGCAAAUGGACGUUCAGCUGAACUUGGUGUGCAUCCUGAAUUCUGACAGUAACUCCGUAUAAAGUCUAGUUAGCUAGGGAAACUAUAUAAGUCUCAAUAUUCAAAUUACUGUACAAACAUACGCAGGUAAUGGUGCGAGUAAGUUAAUUCUGGGUGCUUUUGGUUUUUAGUAGUAUGACUAGUAACAGCAAUUGUCAAUAGUGUUACCAACAAGUCAUGUUGCUUUUAAUAUUCGGUCCUCCCUUUGUUUCUUUUGCUGGAGUGAACACUGCAACUACAUUCUUGGUUAAGGCAAAAGUAGAUGAAAUCAGUAAGGUUGUAAUUUUUUCGUCAAUUAGCACCCUUUUUACAAUAAUCACUCUACAUACACCAUACGAAGAGCUUCAAUAGUCAACAACAAAUUCAAAAUGCC
Molecule: messenger RNA, 500 nt
Organism: Cokeromyces recurvatus
Lineage: Eukaryota; Fungi; Mucoromycota; Mucoromycetes; Mucorales; Mucoraceae
Exons: 1
Coding region: 305-478 (57 amino acids)
Source: RefSeq, a predicted model, not a curated record